AUGGGGUUUGGUACCGGGCCCAUGAUACCAUUAUGGGUUUUAAUUCUAAUGAUCUGCUGUAUCCAACAAAAAGCUUCAAGUACAGAAGCUGUAUCUGAAAGGGUUACCAUCAUCCCACCAUUGACAAAAAUGCCAGUUUUAACAUCCUUCAACUCAGCUCAUAACGGGCAAGUCUGCAGCACGUGGGGCCUCUUUCACUUCAAGACAUUUGAUGGUGACAUCUAUAAUUUUCCUGCGGUCUGCAAUUAUAUCUUUGCCUCCCAUUGCAAUGGACUUUUUGAGGACUUCAACAUCCAGAUUAGGCGCAAAAUAGUGGGAAACACUCCCACGGUCAGCUAUGUCAACAUGAGGCUGGAUGGAGCAGAUUUACAAAUGCAAAAGGAUCAAAUUUUGGUGAAUGACAAACGAAUUCAGUUGCCUUACAGUGGAUCUGGACUCGACAUACAGAAUUUUCUCAACUACAUUAAAGUGAAAGCUAAAAUGGGCGUAACCGUAAUGUGGAAUAAAAAAGACUCUGUCAUGGUGGAACUUGAUAAAAAAUAUGCCAAUCAGACCUGUGGACUUUGUGGAGAUUUUAACGGCAUUCCAAAGUACAAAGAAUUUUAUUUAGAAGGUACCCCCAUGACAGACUUCCACUUUGGGAGUACAUGGAAGUUGAAUGAUCCAACAGAAGAUUGUGAGGAUCCUAUACCACCUCCUCAGAACAACUGCACUGAUGAAGAUGAUAUUUGCCAGAAAAUACUGACUGGUUCUUCAUUUUCUGAAUGUAAUGAUAUUGUGGGGGUGAACAGCUACAUUGAUGCUUGUGUACAUGACUUGUGUCACUGUGAGGAAGUUGAAAAAUCAUCCUGUCUCUGUAAUACUUUUGCUGAAUAUUCUCGGCAAUGCGCUCAUGCUGGCGGGCAUCCUCAAAACUGGAGAAGUCCAAAACUAUGCCCAAUGUCAUGCUCUUUCGGUAUGCAGUAUCAAGAAUGUGGAUCACCUUGUGCGAACACUUGUACCAAUUCUGAAAGCUCUCAUGUCUGUGAAGAUCACUGUGUAGAUGGCUGCUUUUGCCCACCUGGAACUGUUUAUGAUGACAUCAACGGCAAAAACUGUAUCCCCUUUGAGCAAUGUUCCUGCAUUUAUAAUGGAGAAUCCUAUGCCCCAGGGACAACAUAUUCAGUUCCAUGCCGUUCCUGUUUUUGCAAGGGGGGUGAGUGGAACUGCACUGAACUUCCGUGUCCUGGUAUUUGUUCAAUAGAAGGAGGAUCGCAUAUCUCCACCUAUGAUGGAAUAUGGUAUAAUUUCCAUGGAAGCUGUACUUAUAUUCUAUCCAAGAUUUGUGAAGAAGAAGCCUUUACUGUUCUUGGAGAACUGGGCUCAUGUGGCUUGACAGAGACUGAGACCUGCUUAAAAAUGGUGGCUGUGAGCAUCAAUGGAGGACAGACUAGUGUUGUGAUCAACCGUGAUGGCAAUGUAUAUGUUAACUGGAUGUAUACCCAACUGCCUGUCUCAGCAGCUAAUGUAACAAUCUUCAAGCCUUCAACUUUCUACAUCAUUCUGGAAAUAAAUUCCGGCCUUCAGCUAGUGAUUCAGAUUGUUCCUUUGAUGCAGUUAUACAUUUAUCUGGAUCCAUCUUUCCAAGGGACGACCUGUGGUCUCUGUGGCAACUUUAACAAUCACCAGACAGAUGACUUCAAAACCCUAAGUGGAUUGACAGAAGGAACAGCACCCGCAUUUGCUAAUACCUGGAAAACUCAGGCUGAUUGUGUCAACAUCAAGCAGAAUUUUAAGGACCCUUGCACCCUGAGCAUUGAAAAUGAAAAAUACGCCCGUCAUUGGUGUGGACUCCUGACUGAUCCUGAAGGACCUUUUGCUAAAUGCCACCUCAUAGUGAAUCCAAAGGCUUAUCACACGAACUGUAUGUUUGACACCUGCAAUUGUGAGAAAAGUGAGGAUUGCAUGUGUGCUGUCCUCUCUUCCUAUGUCAGAGCCUGCAAAGCCAAAGGAAUUGACCUUUCAGGUUGGAGAACCAACGUCUGCUCCAAAUACACUACUGUGUGUCCCAAAUCCCAGAAUUAUAGCUAUAGCAUUAGCUCUUGUCAAUCUACUUGCCGAUCAUUGAGCGAACCUGAUAUUACCUGCAAUAUCAAAUUUGUCCCAGUUGAUGGCUGUACAUGUGAAAAUGGAACUUACAUGGAUGAUUCUGGAAGAUGUGUGCCUGCUAACAAAUGUCCCUGUUAUUACAGAGGAACAGCCAUACUUUCUGGUGAAGUUUACCAUGAGUCUGGCAUUGUAUGCACCUGUAAUCAAGGAAAAUUAAACUGCAUUGGUGAUGGCGAUUCCGAGCCAGUUUGUAGCACUCCAAUGGUUUACUUUGACUGCAAAAAUGCCACCACUGGCAGCAAAGGAGCUGAAUGUCAGAAGAGCUGUCACACUCUUGAUAUGCAUUGUUACAGCCCACAGUGUGUCUCUGGUUGCCUAUGUCCAGACGGGCUAGUGUCAGAUGGGAAAGGAGGCUGUAUUCCUGUGGAAGAGUGCCCAUGUAUUCACAAUGAGGCCACGUAUCAGCCUGGAGAAAAGAUCAAAGUUGACUGUAACACUUGUGUAUGUAAGAACAGGAUGUGGCAAUGUACCAUGGAGGCAUGCCUAGCAACCUGUGCUAUUUAUGGAGAUGGGCAUUAUAUCACCUUUGAUGACAAGCGUUAUAUAUUCAAUGGGCAAUGUGAAUAUACACUAAUGCAGGAUUAUUGUGGCCAGAAUAGUUCCACUCAGGGGUCAUUCCGAAUCAUCAGUGAAAAUGUUCCUUGUGGCACCACUGGAACCACUUGUUCUAAAUCUAUUAAAGUGUUCGUGGAAAACUAUGAACUGAUACUUACCGAGGAGCACUAUGAAGUGGUAAAAAGAGGGAGUGGAGGUCAGCUACCAUAUAUGAUUCACCAAAAGGGUAUCUACUUAGUGAUUGAGACUAAGAAAGGACUAAUUAUCUUAUGGGACAAGAAAGCAAGCAUAUUUAUCAAACUCAGUGUAGAUUUCAAGGGUGAGGUCUGUGGGCUAUGUGGGAACUAUGAUGGAAAUGGAAAUAAUGACUUUACAACUCGGAGUCGGUCUGUAGUAGGUAAUGUGCUGGAGUUUGGAAACAGUUGGAAGGUAUCGCCCACAUGUCCUGAUGCCAAAUGUGUCAAGGAUCCGUGCUCCAAGAAUCCCUAUAGGAAAGCCUGGUCACAGAAGCAGUGCAGCAUCAUCAACAGUGAAGUCUUUGCUGCCUGCCACUCUCAGGUGGAACCAACUAAAUACUAUGAAGCCUGUGUGAUUGAUGCCUGCGCUUGUGAUACUGGGGGAGACUGUGAAUGCUUCUGUACAGCUGUAGCUGCAUAUGCUCAAGUAUGUAGUGAACAUGGAGUAUGUGUGUCAUGGAGAACACCAUCGAUCUGCCCCAUGUUUUGUGACUAUUACAAUAGCAAAGGUGAAUGUGAAUGGCACUACAAACCUUGUGGAGCCCCAUGCAUGAAGACAUGUAGGAAUCCAAGUGGGAAGUGCACUUAUAAUUUACCUGCCUUGGAAGGCUGCUAUCCACACUGCCCAGGAGAUAAGCCUUAUUUCAGUGAGGUUGAGAUGAAAUGUGUUAACACUUGUGGCUGUUACGAUGCUGAGGGUAACUAUCAUCCAUUAGAAGAAACCUUUAAUUCAGGAGAGAUGUGUCAGUCAUGUAAAUGUACCAGCAAAGGCAUUAAGUGUGACUACGAUCCUAAAGCUUGCUACUGUUACUAUGAUGGAAAGAGGUAUAACUACAAGGAGGUAAUUUACAAUACUACUGAUGGCUUGGGCUCGUGUAUAACUGCAAUUUGCGAAGUCAAUGGAACAAUCGAUAGAAAAGUCUACAAAUGUGUUACACCUCCCACAAAACCACCAUUUGAAUUCACAACAACACAAGGUGGAACAGAAUCAACCCCAACAGGAACAACGAUGUGUGUGCGUAAAGUUUGUAACUGGACAGAAUGGUUUGAUGUUAGCUACCCAUCAUAUGGACCAACUAAUGGAGAUUAUGAAACUCCAGAAAACAUAAGAGCCAGAGGACAUCAUCUUUGCAAAAAUCCAGAUGAAGUAGCAUGCAGAGCAAAAGAAUUUCCCAGUCAAACAUUGCAUUCUCUCAAUCAACAUGUAAUAUGCACCACAGCUGAUGGUUUGAUCUGCAAUAACAAUGAUCAGUUUCCACCAGUGUGUUACAAUUAUGAGGUCAGAUUCUCCUGCUGCAAUUUUGAACCAUGCGGUCCCACAAUAUCAACACCUGUUCCUACCACCACUGCAGCAACAACACCACUCCCUGAAACAACAUCACUCCGUUAUAUACCUCCAUCUAGCACUAGAGUUGUUCUUGUGACUACAACCCAUACCUCCCAGCCUUCCACAUUAACUUCAAUGGAGCCUACUACUACAAUUUGCCAUCCUAAAUGCAACUGGACCCAAUGGUUUGAUGACCACAAUCCAAACACUAGCCCAGAUGGUGAUUUCGAGCUCUAUGCAAACAUACGAGCACGUGGACAGGUUUGUGAGAAUCCCCAAGGCAUCGAAUGCCAGGCAAAGGACUAUGCACACACAAACAAUCGUGCGCCUCAGCAACAUAUCCAGUGCAAUGUAAAGGUUGGAUUAGUGUGCCAACAUUCAGAGCAGACGAAGAAACCAAACAAAUGUAUCAACUACGAGGUGAGAUUCAACUGUUGUGAUUACAGCCAUUGCCAACCAGGAAAGUAUACAACAGUCACAACAGAACCAACAUCCAAAACAAUAUCUUCUAAAACUCCCUACACAUCCACAACAUACAGUGGAUCCUUCCCACCACACCUAAUAUCAACCACCAUUCCAACCACCACUGUUCUAUCCACAACCACAGGAGUAACAACGGGAACAGAAACAACCACAACCCUUUCUACUGCACCAUCAAUAUCACCUGUCACCUCCGAAGUGGUCUCAACCACAUUGACCACCAUCCGAACAACCACCUUUCUGUCCACCUCCACAGGAGUAACAACAGAAAAGCAAACAACCACAACCCUUUCUACUGCACCACCAACAUCACCUGUCACCUCUGAAGUGGUCUCUACCACAUCGACCACCAUCCCAACCACCACCCUUCUGUCCACCACAGGAGUAACAACAGAAAAGCAAACAACCACAACCCUUUCUACUGCACCAUCAACAUCACCUGUCACCUCUGAAGUG
Python bivittatus (Burmese python) is the source of this 5202-nucleotide messenger RNA. Lineage: Eukaryota; Metazoa; Chordata; Lepidosauria; Squamata; Pythonidae. The record is from RefSeq and is a predicted model, not a curated record.